This is a messenger RNA of Symbiodinium sp. CCMP2456, 648 nucleotides long. NCBI's taxonomy places the organism in Eukaryota, Dinophyceae, Suessiales, Symbiodiniaceae. The record is from the annotation of a GenBank genome assembly.
AUGCAAAAGACUUCCAUGCGAAAGAUGCUGCUUCCAGCUCUACUUGUCCUUGCAGUGGUGCUGUUCGGCCCUCCCUCCAUGGCUUAUACAUUUUGGCCGCUCGCAACCAACGCGCACCAGGUUGGUAGGUCGAAGUUGGCGCUUCGUGCAAGCGGAUCUGGCCAGAAGGGUGGAACUGUCUACGUCUGCACGGGACCCUCCUGUAGGAAUGACGGAGCAGAAGGCUGUUUGCAGCUGCUCCGCAACGCGGCGCCGGAGGGUGUGCAGGUCAAGGAGACCGGCUGUUUGGGACCUUGCUCCUCGGGGCCAAACGUGCUCGCAACACCAAGACCAGCUAAUGACCCUCUUGGUGGCAAAGGCCGGGAAGCCCGCAAUGUUGGUGGAGUGGAGCAACCUGCGGGUGUUUGCUUUACAGGCAUUAAGGCCGAGGAGGACAUGGCCCUUCUGUCAGCAUGGGGUUUCCAAGCCGACGCUUCCUCGAACCCAUUGUCUGCGCUGCGAUUGCUCGUUCGGUCUACAGGAGCAGACCAGGUGCCGUGGCCCAUCCUCCUUUAUGUUGGGUUCAACUUGGUCAGGCUUCCCAUUAACAUCAUUUUCCAUGUAGAUCUCCUUCAGCUUAUCAGUCAGGCUGUCAAACCCUCCGCCUAG